AUGUCCUACGAACGCGAACGCUACAUCGCCGAGCUGGCCGUCCAGCGCGCAACUAUCCUCACGCAGAAGGUGUUCAACGAGAAGGCCAAAGGCACCGUGUCGAAGGAUGACAAGUCGCCUGUCACCAUUGGCGAUUUCGGAGCUCAGGCCUUGAUCAUUCAAGCCAUCCGCAAGAACUUCCCCAACGAUGAAAUUGUUGCCGAGGAGGAAGCCAGUACUCUCCGCGAGGACAAGGCUUUGAGCGCCGAGAUCUGGAGAUUGGUCAAGGAUAUCAAGCUGGAGGAUGCUGAGGCCAACGAGCUCCUCGGUGGCACUCUCCCAAGCGAGGAGGCCAUGCUCGACACCAUUGAUGAGGGAAAGAGCGCUGGUGGUCCCAAGGGUCGUAUUUGGGCUCUGGACCCUAUUGACGGCACCAAGGGCUUCCUUCGAGGUGGUCAGUACGCUGUCUGCCUUGGCCUGCUAGAGGACGGCGAUGUCAAGGUGGGAGCCAUCGGUUGCCCCAACCUCCCCGUCGACGACGCGGCUACUAUCUCUUCUUCCAUUGGCGCCGACCAGAACAGCGGUGCUGGCAACGGUGUGCUUUUCUCGGCCAUCAAGGGUGCCGGUUCGAUUGGCAGACCUUUGGCGACUGGCGCUCUUGCCGAGAGCAAGUCGAUCUCUAUGCGCCCAGUUCCUGAUAUCUCCCAGGCUGUUUUCUGCGAGGGAGUGGAGGCUGGACACUCCGCUCAGGGUGACAACGCUGCCGUCGCUCAACUACUAGGAAUCACCAACCCCAGCGUUCGCCUAGAUUCCCAGGCCAAAUACUGCUCCAUUGCGCGGGGUGCGGGUGACAUCUACCUCCGACUGCCUGUCAAGAAGGACUACCAGGAGAAGAUCUGGGACCACGCUGCUGGUGAUCUCAUUGUCCGUGAGGCCGGCGGUCAAGUUACCGAUAUUUACGGACAGACGCUAGAUUUCAGCAAGGGCAGGACCUUGGCUGCCAACAAGGGCGUUGUCGCCGCUCCCAAGGCCAUCCAGGACGAAGUGAUCAGUGCUGUCAAGAAGGUGUUGAAGCUCUGA
Aspergillus mulundensis is the source of this 1059-nucleotide messenger RNA. Its product is annotated as 3'(2'),5'-bisphosphate nucleotidase. Gene Ontology annotation, biological process: phosphatidylinositol phosphate biosynthetic process; sulfate assimilation. The transcript has a single exon. Bases 1 to 1059 code for a protein of 352 amino acids. Lineage: Eukaryota; Fungi; Ascomycota; Eurotiomycetes; Eurotiales; Aspergillaceae. Gene Ontology annotation, molecular function: 3'(2'),5'-bisphosphate nucleotidase activity. The record is from RefSeq and is a predicted model, not a curated record.